CACGUACACUCGGCGCGCGCUCGUCUGGUCCUCAUCAGUCUCGUGCACAGUCUGCACUGCGCGGAGCUGCUUCACUCUCCAGCUGGAAUACAUACACACUCUCUCUCAUCAAGAACAUCUACAGGCCCAUCAUCCCGGCAGCGAUGGACGCUCUGGCGUUCUGAUCCAGUGACAGGUGGUGUGUGUGAGUGUGUGAGCGCCCCCCGGUGGCAUGAGCGCGUGCGGGAGGAAGGCUCUGGCUCUGCUCAGCAGUGUGUUUGCGGUCUGCAGUCUGGGUCUGCUGGGCAUCGCUGUCAGCACUGACUACUGGCUCUAUCUGGAGGAGGGCGUCAUCAUGCCCCUCAACCAGAGCACUAACACACACCUGUCCAUACACUCCGGCCUCUGGAGAGUGUGUUUCCUGGCAGGUGAGGAGAGGGGCCGCUGCUUCACCAUUGAAUAUGUGAUGCCCAUGAAUGUUCAGCUGACCAGUGAGUCGACUGUCAACGUUCUGAAGAUGAUUCGUUCGGCCACGCCGUUCCCGCUGGUCAGUUUGUUCUUCAUGUUCAUCGGUUUUGUGCUCAACAAUAUCGGGCACAUCCGUCCCCACCGCACCAUACUGGCGUUUGUCUCUGGGAUCUUCUUCAUCCUGUCAGGGCUGUCUCUGGUGGUGGGUCUGGUUCUCUACAUCUCCAGCAUUAAUGACGAGAUGUUCAGCAGGACCAAGAGCAGUGAGGCGUAUUUCAGCUACAAGUACGGCUGGUCGUUUGCGUUCGCUGCCAUCUCGUUCCUGCUCACUGAGAGUGCAGGUGUGAUGUCGGUGUACCUGUUCAUGAAGCGCUACACGGCGGAGGAGAUCUACCAGCCCCACCCGAGCUUCUACCGGCCCCGGCUGAGCAACAGCUCUGAUUACUCGGGUCAGUUCCUCCACCCGGAGCCCUGGACCCGGGGCCGGAGCCCGUCAGACCUGUCCAGCGACGCCUCGCUCCAGAUGAACGCCAGCUACCCCGCGCUGCUCAAGUGUCCCGAGUACCAGCAGGUGUCCACCUCCUCGCCCUGCUGAGCUCGGGACGUCCAGACACGGCGUUCAGGUGUCAGCUAAAACUAUUUAGCCAAACCUAAAUGAUGCGUCGACGCCUUAGAAAACGGACUCACUUCGCCUACUUAUACUACACCCUAAUAGUAUGUACUCUUUUUGUGAAUAAAUAGUGCAUACUUUUGAGUGUGUAGCAGAAGAGUAGACAAGCUUUGAGACAAACUAUCCCGUCAUACGAUUGCGUUUAUAACACAGUAAACUGACCUGUCAAUCAUCUUGUCAAAGAUAAAAUCCUCCACAUUGAAUUUAAUUUCCUACAGUAUCGAAGCACAAUGAUCUUGGUAUUUCAUGAUGAUGUAUUUAAAAGUUAAUGGCCAAACCGAUCUUUAUAAAAGUCCACGUUGUUAUUCCAGAUGAAAUAUAACACGAAUAGCAGUAAAUAAAUAUAUUUUUAGUAGGAACAUUGAGACGCAGGGUGAGAGAGAGUGUGUGAUGGUCCAGCAGAGGGCAGUAUAGGAUUAUGAGAACACUUUACAAUUCAGGUUAACAUGAAUUUUAGUAUAUGAACAAUUCUUCUUCAACAUUAAUUAAUCGUUUACAUGAUUAAAAAAUCAAAGGUCGUGUUUGUUAGCAUUAGUUAAUGCACUGUGAACUAACAUGAACAAACAAUGAAUAGCUUUAACAUUAACAAGGAUUAAUAAAUACUGAAACAAAUGUAUUGUUCAUUGUUAGUUCAUGUUAGUUAUGUCAUCAUCUAAUGACCCGUAUUGUAAAGUGUUCCCAGUAUUAUUCUCUGGAGUGAUUCACACACUGCUUAUUAUAAUCAUCAAGGUUUAACGUACAACUGGGUGUCUGUCCAUGUAAAUAUUUAUGGUGCUUAAUUAUACGAAUAUGAAUUGUAGCCAUUAUGGAUCACUAGCCUUCUAGUACGUCAAUCUGCUUUGAAGAAGAGUCUGAUAUUUGUGUAAUUUGCGUGUAUAUGUAAUGCAAUAUAAUAUCUUAUCAUAUCAAAUUGUUUUCUUAUAAAGGUUGUUGUAACUAAAUAAGUGCAGAAAUCGUCUUGGUAUCUAUUGAAGACAGCAAAUAUAGAUGAACAAAUGUAUCUUGAAUUUCAUAAAUGUGUUAACGGAUAAAAUCUGUACCUGCAUAAUCCUUGUUUAUUAAAUUUGCAGUCGCCACACUCAAAACCAACGUCAUGAGCUGCAUAUCAUGAGGAUAUAUACAUAUAUAUAUAUAUAUAUAUAUAUAUAUAUAUAUAUA
This is a messenger RNA of Pimephales promelas (fathead minnow), 2275 nucleotides long. It is a transcript of the gene cacng5b, whose product is annotated as calcium voltage-gated channel auxiliary subunit gamma 5b. NCBI's taxonomy places the organism in Eukaryota, Metazoa, Chordata, Actinopteri, Cypriniformes, Leuciscidae. Gene Ontology annotation, molecular function: channel regulator activity; voltage-gated calcium channel activity. Gene Ontology annotation, cellular component: postsynaptic density membrane; AMPA glutamate receptor complex. The record is from RefSeq and is a predicted model, not a curated record. Gene Ontology annotation, biological process: transmission of nerve impulse; neurotransmitter receptor internalization; neurotransmitter receptor transport, postsynaptic endosome to lysosome.